Molecule: messenger RNA, 1137 nt
Organism: Alternaria hordeiaustralica
Lineage: Eukaryota; Fungi; Ascomycota; Dothideomycetes; Pleosporales; Pleosporaceae
Exons: 1
Coding region: 1-1137 (378 amino acids)
Biological process (GO): telomere maintenance; DNA repair
Molecular function (GO): DNA helicase activity; ATP hydrolysis activity
Source: RefSeq, a predicted model, not a curated record
AUGGCAGACCAAGAGAACGUCCCUACACCGGGGACAAGCGACAGGAAAAGAAAGCCAGACGGCUACCAACUCGACGCUUCUCCAAAGCGACUGAGACAGGAUAUAUCGUCCGGGAGCCCCAGAAGCCCACUUGCGACGCAAAGCCAGUCUCGAAGCAAUGCCAACCACCAGCACAACCACGUCGAGUUCCCGGCAACCCCAGAGUCAACUCCAGAACAGACAAGAAAGACCCCACAGUCUGCAGAAUUAGCACCAUUUAAAUCGAUGCAAGAUCUGCGGGAUACCGGCCUAUACGUUCAGGAGCCCGAUCCAUCUGCACCAAACAGCAAAUACAUCGCAGUCGCGUUCGGGAGAAUACCUGGUAUCUACAGAACCCGUCGUACUGCAUCCCAUCAGUACAACAUAAGAGACGGUUUACAUGCCAGCUUCUCCACGGAGGAUGAGGCAUUGGAUUUCAUGAACACCUACAGAUCCAAGGUCGAAGAAUCGCUCCAGCGACACAACGAGGACAAGCAAAAAAUCAAGAAAGACAGAACAGAAGCUGAGGCGCAAAUGGCUAAGCGUACGCCUUCGUCUUCUCUAUCGCAUACGUUCUCUCUCCCAACUCCGCCUUCAACUCAGGGGUCUGCGUACUACGACUCAUCACCUGGCAACAAUUCUGUGUCCGGACCCGGCGUCCAAUUGAGCGACGAACAAAAACGUGUAGUGAAGAUGAUUGUGGACGGAGAAAAUGUGUUCUUCACUGGGUCUGCAGGAUGUGGAAAAUCUACCGUCCUGAAGUACUUUGUCCCACUCUUGAAAGCCCAAGGGAAGGUAGUGCAGACUAUAGCUCCGACGAAUCUUGCUGCACUUGCCGUUGGUGGGCGGACGCUUCAAAGCUAUGCCGGAUGGAGGCCCGUGAAUUUGAGCUUCACACUAGACAAGCUGAAAGCCGAUGCUCACGGAACCCAGCAAUGGAAAAAAUUCGUCGAGAUUGAUGUGCUUGUCAUCGACGAAAUAAGCAUGGUUCCGAACCAUGAAUUGGAGCGAUUGAACGAGGUUAUGAAGGAGGCCCGAUCAGCAUUAGAUCCGGCUAAUCGAAAUCGAGCGUUUGGCGGUGUCCAGAUCGUUGUUACGGGAGACGUGAGUCAACUCUAA